This is a messenger RNA of Vitrella brassicaformis, 8487 nucleotides long. Lineage: Eukaryota; Vitrellaceae. The record is from the annotation of a GenBank genome assembly.
CUGCUGAGGGGCUCCGGCAGACGUCGGGAGGUCAGCGCAGAUGGUCGGCCGCGGACACCAGUGACGCACUCGGGUAAGAAUGCAGCCCAGGCCCCGUCCCAAACACACACAUACGGACGUCCAUGUGUGACAUGCAGCCCUGCUGCUUCGGCGACGCACGAGGACUUGAAGCGCCUCGAGUACGAGUCAAGACUGAUCACUCUGCCCGUACGGACGCACACACCUUCAGACGGAUUAAGGUGUGGGUCGAUGUAUGCUGCAUACAGGACCAGAGAAUGCGCUCAGGGCUCCGGCUGGAUGCGGGAUCUUACAUGUGAGUGAGUGGCGUGUGUUGUGUAUGGCACACAAGUAGUGCAUCCGUGUUGGUUGGAUGGGACAUGCAGGAUCCCGCGUGCCGACAAGCAAUCGACGGGGGGAGAGGAUCCCCUUUUCCUUUGCAUGCGAGCAGGUACGUACCUUUGUGAGCAGCAGCUACGUCACGCAAAUGUGUGUGAAGUGAUCCGUUUGUUUGUCAUCCAUUCAUUCAUUCAUUCAUUUGCGUGGACCAACAGGGGCAGUCGGUGUGGCAGAUGGCGUUGGCAAGUGGGGCGACAAGCUCGCCUGCAGCGCACAGGCGUAAGACACGUGCACAUACAUCCAGACAGACAGACACAUCUCGACUUAUUUCUGUCUGCCUGUCUGUCUGUGGGUGGGUGGGUGGGUGGGUGGGUGGAAAACAGCUUCGCCAAGGAGCUGAUGCAGGGCUGCGGAGAAGCCGCUACCUUCUUGACCACGGCAGCGGCCGCCGACGGUACACAACACAACAAACAUCCAUCCAUCCAUCCGCGAGAGUGCGCAUCGAUAUGUACAUACCUGCAGGUUCGCCCAUGAGUGCGUCCACAGCUGCAGCGGACACACCGACAAGCGCCGCGCUUCCGGCAGAGAGCGGCUCCACGUACCUGAGUGAGCUUCUCAACGACAAGGAGCUCCCUGUGGAACAGCAAGCACUGCGGUGGGCGUACAAGUGUUUGCGCAUGUGCAUCCACCUUCAUCUGUGUGUGUCCGUGUGUGUGGUUUGCGCACGGUACGUGUACACAGGCUGCUGCAGCACGGCUACAGUGCCACACGCUCCUGUGGAGCGUCAACAGCCCUCGUGGUCGUGAUGGACAAGCAGGUGUGCGAGUCUGUGUGUUGGCAUUUGCGUAUGUAUCUCUCUCUCUCUCUCUCUGUGUGUGUGUGUGUGGGUGUCUGUGUGCAUGUGUGUGCUGUAGCAGGGCGACAAGCUGGGCGUGGCCAACCUGGGCGACUGUAGCAUGAUGGUGCUGCGGUCAGUAAUGAGGUCACACCACACACAACUGUCGUCGUGAUUAGAGUGCACAGGCAUGUCGCUGGUUGGAACUGUGUGUGUGUGUGUGUGUGUGUGUGCAGGCGCGUGAGAAGCAGCGACAAACUGGUCACGGUGGCUUUCCGCGCCAAGGAGCAGCAACACUCGCCCAACGAGCCCUACCAGGUGUGUUGCACCACCACACUCGCACACGCACUGCGUGAAGGUACAUGCAUGCGCUUGUAUGUUAUGUGUGCAUUUCUGCAGCUAAUGCGGCUGCCUGAGGAGACUGAGUACGACCGGCUGACUUCCAGCGGAAGGGUAAGUAAGCACGGGCACCAGAGCGUGCAUGUGUGUGGAUUGGAUACGCCUGUAUGUGUGCUGUGCGCGACAAAUGUUUGCAGGGUGUCCUGGUCCAAGCGGUGCGAGCCUUCCGAGAGCGCGACCUCACAGAGGUUUGUUGAGGGGAAUAUGCGCUUCCUUCUCCGCUGCACCCACGUGUGUGCGUGUAUCCCGCCCCACCCCACCCCACCCAGGACACCCCUGACAUGGCCAAGCUGGAGUCCGUCAACGUGUGUGAGGGCGAUCUCAUCAUCCUCGGCUCAGACGGUAAGCAUUGCCAUGACAUACACACACGUAUGCCCGCUUUUCGACCCCCACAGCCGUCUUUGACAACCUCGGCGACACCGACAUCCUCAACAUUGGCAACAUGGCCAUAUCUCCCUACGACGCACUGGUCGGUCAGACCUGCACACAGGCAGGCGCGUGUAUGAUGUGAUAUUUGCGCAUAGGCACUGAAUUACUCGUGCCUUGCCGCGCCGCCGUCAGCCAUCGCCCGGGCCGUUGCCAAAGACGCACAUGAGAGGAGGUACACACGCACAGAUAGAGAGAGAGGGUUGUGAGUGCGUGUGUCUGUGCGGGUGAUGGCUUCGUUCAGCCUGCGGCAGCCUGGAACCCCCACAGGAGCUGAGCAGGUUCUUUCAUCAUACGAAUCGGAGGUAAGCCGGCAGCCCCCGGGACCAGACACUCACUCCCCCGGGAGCUGAAGAAGGUCUUUCAUCUCGAACAAGGCUCAAAUGGCCGCCUUAUUGUGUGUUGAGCAGAUGUGUGUGGCGAUCGCUGCCUUCAUUUUAUAUUUCCUUGUCAUUUCCUUCGCCCGCUGACGCGACGCCGGGAGAGAAAGAGAGUAUCAACGUCAUUCAGUGGUCAACGCCGAGUCGUGACGAUAGACUGCCCACUGAAUGCUUAACGAAGGGCGCACACAGUGAAGCAGACCGGGAGAAACAGAGACAUGCUUAUCUAUACAUGUCUCUCUCUCUGUCUGUCUGUCUGUAUGUGUGUGUGUGUCUCUGUGUGCAGCGGACGGCUAACAGACAACCGAUGAUGACCAAGCCUUUGGAUGUCGUCGAGCGGGCCUUUAGCUGCACCCGCACCAACAACGCCACGAAUUACAAUAUCACUUCCUGCACGAGUACGUGUGUGUGUUCGUGGCCACAGCCGACGAGGCAUUAGUUUCAUCUGCCCACUGUGCGACCUCUCCGUGUGUGUCUGUGUGUAUCACAUCAGAGUGUUGAUGCUCAUCGCCGUCGCCACCCCGCAAAUGAGCCGCUCGACUUGUCUUCGUCACCCGAGCCGGACGACAAAGGCAGCGACACAGAGCAGGAGCAGGAUCAAGGUGGGUGAGGGAGGGAAGAGUGUGUUGGGUGUGAGGACGUCCGGACAUUCAGCCAUUCAUCGGUUCGGUCGGUGUGUGUGUUCUUGUCUGUGGUUGUCAGGCUAAGUGUCGCCCCCUGGGCACCGCCACUCGUCGGCAUCGAACACGACGAGGGCGUGCACAAGCGGCAGCGACAACUCCCCUAUGUCACCCACCGUACGCAGCCCUACACCAACAGAUAGAGAAAUAGAGAGUCACGCACAGACAUAGACACCCAUGAAGCGCGGCUUUGCGUACUUACGUCAGAGGCAGCAGCAGCAGCAGCAGGAGAGUCAGCCGUCUGCAUCUGCCGCUGCCGCUGCCGCUCCUGACGACGAGGGUCCUUCCGCUGACGCUGACCCUGACAUAGAGCCGCUCCAGCUGCAGGGCAAGGGAUGGGCCAUUGCAGCCAAACCAGCACCAUUGCAGCCACACACCCUCCCCCCACUCACACGCAUGUGUGUAUGUGCGUGUGUGUGUCUUGAUGUGUGCAGGGCGUCUGUGAGCACGUCGGCAGCCAGUGCCAGCGCGAGCCCUGCUUGGAGGCUGCGGCGGACGUCACUCGGGUAAGUAUGCAGCCCAGGCCCCGUCCCAAACACACACAUACGGGCGUCCAUGUGUGACAUGCAGCCCUGCUGCUUCUUCGGCGACGCACGAGGACCUGAAGCGCCUCGAGCACGAGUCAACGCUGAUCACUCUGCCCGUACGGACGCACACACCUUCAGACAGAUUAGCAUGCACACGGAUGGAUUUUUGGGUGGAUGUAUGCUGCAUACAGGACCAGAGAAUGCGCUCAGGGCUCCGGCUGGAUGCGGGAUCUUACAUGUGAGUGAGUGGCGUGUGUUGUGUAUGGCACACAAGUAGCGUAUCCGUGUUGGUUGGGUGGGACAUGCAGGAUCCCGCGUGCCGACAAGCAAUCGACAGGAGGAGAGGAUGACGGGUCGCCGCCUAUGGAGCUACUACAGGGGAAUCGCUGGGGCAGACGGUAUGCGAUGAGUAAGACACGCAUACUUGCACAUAUAUCUACCUUGCAUGUGUCGUAUGCAUACAUAAAUGUGUGUCUGCAGAGCGUCAAUCAACAUGCCCGGCAGCGUUAGUGACAAGUACAAGGCGUGAAGCACAUGCGUCCAUGUGCUGGGUGUGUGUGUAUGUGUGUGUGUGUGUACAGAUGAGCAGUGCUGUGUCGGCACACCGGAGAUUCUCGGUGCCAAACGGCCACCACCAGACCACUCAGCCAACGUAUGCACGUGGACGACACACAAAAGCGUACGUCUGUCUGCCAUCGUGUGCCCAGGGGCGUGACUGAAUGGCCGUCAUCAGUCACCGAAAAGCUGCAGAAAGCCGACGUGGUCGCGAGACUGACGGACCUGCCCGUACGCAAGCAAACACACAAGCACAUGCAAACCCAGACACAGACGUAUGUGUGCCUGGCCUGCACAGGACCAGCGCGAGAGCACCGGCCUCCGUCUGUUGGCUGCUGCCUUCGAGUACGGAUGCUGACAGUGUGCAUACCCAGAUACCUGUGGCCAUACGUGUGUGCAGGAUCCAGGACCCCGACAAGACCAACAAAGGAGGAGAGGACUCCUCUUUCGCCUGCAUGGACCGGGGUAAUGCACAUACGAUUCCCACGUCACUUUCAUGGACGAAGGCAUACACCAACAUGUGCCCACAUGAAUGCAGGCAACGGCGCUGUGGGGGUGGCGGACGGUGUUGGUGAGUGGGCCGCAGGAUAAUAUGGCAUCAAUCCAAAGCCGUAAGCAUGCCUGUCAUGGACACGCCACUCACUGCAUCCUUCUGCGUGUUCCAUGGAUGAAUCAAUGUGUCCCUGCACCCACGUUCGCCGACGAGCUCAUGAGGAGAUGUGGACAGCUGGCUGGCAUCGCCCUCGCCAACAGCACCAGCAGCGCACGUAGCAGCAGCAGCAGCAGCAGGGAGCCCCCAGUGCAGCCGCCUCGCGAGAUCGCCCUUCAGUACGAGCAGCAUGUGUGUGGGUACACAUCCAUCCAUUUGCAUGUGUGUUGAGCAGCUUUCUGUGGGGAUCGCUGCCUUCAUUUUAUAUUUGGUGGUCAUUUCCUUCGCCCGCUGACGCGACGCCGGGAGAAAAAGAGAGUAUCGACGUCAUUCAGUGGUCAACGCCGGGUCGUGACGACAGACUGCCCACUGAAUGCUUAACGAAGGGCGCACACAGUGAGGCAGACCGAGGGAACGGAGAGACAUGCUUAUCUACACAUGUCUCCCUCUCCCUCUCUGUGUGUGUGUGUGUCUCUGUGUCCGUCUGUGCAGCUGUUGACCUUUGAUGAUGAGCAAGCCUUUGGAUGUCGUCGAGCGGGCCUUUGGCGGUCUCGUCAUCGACUUGGGCCAAAGCUCGCAACCCUUCUUCCCUCGACCAAAAAACAUCCCGCCCGCUCACUGUACUCCACUUCGAGAUAGUGUGUAUGUGUGUGUGUCUUUUCAUGUAUGUGUGUAGGGGGAGCGGCUGAGCUACGCCAACCUGGGCGACUCAACCCUCAUGCUGCUGAGGUGGGCACAUCAUAACAACAACAAUAACAGUGCCACACACACUCAAGCGCAUUGUAUGUGUGCAGACGCCAGGAGAGGCAGCAGGUGCGCCCGGUCAUCAGGAGCAAGGAGCAGCACCACGACUUCAACCGCCCCUUCAGCUGCAGCGCCCUGCCACACGAGACGAGUGCGACCGAAUGCAGCAGAGUGGCGAGGUGAGAAGGGAGGGAGGUGUGCAUACACCGUUGUGUCUCUCGCCAUGAAUAAAAUGUGGAUGAAUCGCAUACAGCAUCCCGAGAAGGUGGCGGCAAUGAGGAUGCUGGUGGGGGGAGGACAGCCCGUAAGCAGAAGAGUAUUGCGUGUUGACCUGAAUGUCUCUUCGCUUCGUUCAGGACUCGCUACGCAUGGCCAACACCGAGUGUGCGAGGGUGCGGGAGGGCGACAUGCAAUCAUGGGGGCUCACCUACAUGCAUUCCUGUGACUUCGUGAUUGCAGGCCUCUUCGACAACCUCUUCGAAGAGGAGAUCUGCGGGCUCGCCACACUCUCACUCUCGCCACACGAUGCAGCGGUAACAGCAGUUGCAUCCACACCAAGAGAUCCGUCUUGAGUGCGUAGCUGUGUCACAUCAGGCGCUGAAGGACUCCGGAGUGGCAGCGCGCGACAUCCCCCCGGUCGCUCGCUGAGGCGCUGGCCAGCGCAGCAUUUCACAAGAGGUACGUAGCUCUACGUGCGCAUACACUCUACACGCGCGCGUAUAUGUCUGUGCAGCCGAGGGAGAGAGACACCCCAUUUGCACGGGCCGCUCGAGCAGAUCUCCGGCAGAGGCGUGAGGACGGCCAGAGAAGCGCAUUCGGAGAGCGGGAAUACCAAGGGGGGAAGGUCGACGACAUCACCGUCGUCGCUGCAUGGCUGGUGGCUCGAUGACUUACCCCUCAUGCGUAAGUGCCACGAGGAGCGCUCGAUCGCCAUGUGGUCACUGUGUGUGACUGUCUGUGCUCUCUCUCGUCAGAAUCGCGUGGGUAAUCUACCAGCCCCCUCCCUAUCCCUCCCGUUGCCUGUUGCCCUCGCUCCGGCCGAUUAUAUCACACCCAAACGGCAAGCGUGAAAGGGAGGGGAUGGCAAAGAAGGAAUAUAUCUGUCGCUGCAUGUGCUGCCUGUGCCUUCAUUUGAUGUGUGCAGGCGUAUUUGGCUUAUCCGCGUGUACUGGCUCAGCUGUGGUUGAUCGGCCACCACAUCAACUUCGGCGACGGCAUGAUCCUUCGCCUGUUUCAGCAUGGGACAGCAUGGGAACGUACUGCGGGCAUUCCGAGACGAUGAUGGCUUCGAGCUUACAAUCAACCCGGAUUUCCCAACAACCGGCAGCAUCUACCAUUUAUACCCGCAAGAUCGGCGAGAGCAGGACCCGCCCGUUUCCAGCAGAGUCGACUAUGGGAUGAUCCAAUUCGGCCCAGCUGAUUCAGAGUGGGGGCUGGUGCCGGGAAAUGCAAGGCUUCGCUAUGUGUCUGUGUCAUGAUUCGUGAAAAAUAUCAUCCUGACGCACUUCAAGACAAUCCAUCAGAUCCACACAACAACUACAGCAGUGGCCAGGUGAGUCGGGAAAUGUCAAGAAGAAGGUUGUCUAAAUACGCGUCUCUGGUAUGUUGUGUGUCAUGCACUUAGUUUUGCUGUCGAUGCAGAGGCACAGCACAUGUAGGGGGUUUAUGGCGUCGCGUGUAGCAAGCCGAGAAGGCCAAGGUGGUACCUCAAAGAGCAACUGGUGAGACACAAACAAACAGGCAAACACCCAAACAUACACUCGUCUGUCGGCCUGUCUGUCUGUCUCUUUGUCUACAGCGUUUCAUAGUGUACCUGAGACAGAAAGGUGAGCGAGAGACACAGACAGACAGACAGACAGACAGACAGCUGGCAUGUCUCAUGGAUUGAUUGCUGUGUUUGUUCACCACUCAACAGCGGCCAAGUAGGGUGUGAGGUCGUCCGGACAUUCAGCCAUUCAUCGAUCGGUGGGUUGUUCUUGUCUGUGGUUGUCAGGCUGCGUGCCACCGUCGGAACACCGUGACUCAUCGGCAACCAACACACCACUCUUCGCCGCUCGAUUGCGUGUAACGAAAACCUAAAACUGGAUGGACGCACACGCAGAGAGAGACAGAGGGAGAGAAUGAGCGUCAUAAAUGCAUUCAUACGUAUGGCUCUCUGGUGUCUCUCUGUGUGCUCUGUGUCUCCAGGCCGCCACGGCACCAGCAACAGCAGCGGCUGCAGUUGUCCAGACAAUCGGUGUCUACAUUUUAUAUUUGACGAGACCCUUAAGGAUCUGCAGUCCGGACCGCGUAAGUGGGUCACCGCAUAAGCGGGUCAGUUGCGUAUGUGGGUCAGCCCAUCCCGAUCACUCUGUACACAGUCAAAAACGGACCGGAUAACCGGGUCACCUCCCAAAGAGACUCAAAUCACCCAUCCAAACCGACCAUUCAUGGCUCAAAAUGACCGCAAGACGAUGAAGAACCUCUCUGUGAAAGAGCGGACCGAUGAAAGUGUGAUCUCAUUGAGAAAUACAGACAUUUUGUUUGUCAUCUUCUGAGAUGAUCGACGGAUUUCGUAAAUCUGAGUGACUUCGAGCGAGAAAAAAAGAGUCAAUGGGCUUCUGAGAGGCUCCUGUGAUUCAUUCACAGCGAGAAAUCACUCCAAAAGUCGCUGGAAAACAAGUGGGUCAGCUCUGUAGUAGGUAUAAGCGGGUCAAACGCGUAAGUGGGUCAGCCAUGUACUGACCCACUUACGCGGUCCGGACUGUAUCCUGCGUGCCUUUUUGAGUUCGUGAAUAAGAGUCUGUGAUCCGACGUUGAUGACAGGUGCACAUCGUUGAUGACAUGGUUCGUGAGUGAGCGGCAUGACAUGCAUGGUCUUUCAAGGAAGCUUGUUCAUGCCUCUCUGCCUGCCUUGCAUUCUUUCUUGCCCCCAGUAUUGAAUAAUCGCAGACACUCAUCCAUCUCUUCCGAGCUC